Messenger RNA from Zingiber officinale, 1057 nucleotides. RefSeq names its product 50S ribosomal protein L7/L12-like. Gene Ontology annotation, cellular component: ribosome. The record is from RefSeq and is a predicted model, not a curated record. Gene Ontology annotation, biological process: translation. Lineage: Eukaryota; Viridiplantae; Streptophyta; Magnoliopsida; Zingiberales; Zingiberaceae. Gene Ontology annotation, molecular function: structural constituent of ribosome. The transcript has 2 exons. Bases 173 to 751 code for a protein of 192 amino acids.
UGUACGAACUUGUGUUCCUCUUCUAUCAAACCCUAAAAACCCUCCCAAAUCAGGAGUCGCCUCCUUCCCUCCCCUUCCUCCAUCCGCCCGCUUAAUCUCGUCGAUCUCAGUUGGAUCCCGGCAUCUACAAUCCUCCCCGGCCGUCUCAUUGAGUUUUGAUACCAACGUUACGAUGAGGCUGAUCACGGGGGUGAAAUGUCUCCGUUACUCUUCAAAUUUGUCUAAACGAGCUGCAUUAUCAUCUUGGGAUCGCCUCUUCAGUGAUGUUGCUGCCGGAGAGACCAAUUCUAAACCAAAACGCUACAAGUAUCCAGCAGUCUACGAACCUUUUGGUCCAAAGGCUCCUCCAUCUGAGAAAGUUUUGCAGCUUGCUGAUCGAAUUGCUGCCCUUCCUCCGGAGGAACUUAAACAGAUUGGACCUACCCUCCAUCUGCGGCUAAAUCAACCUGCGCUUCAUUCCAUAUCUUCUCAGGGUUUCAGCUUUGGAGCUCACUCGGGAGCUGGUGCCAAAAAAGCCGAAGAGAAGAAAGAAGAAAAAACAGCAUUUGAUGUUAAAUUGGAGAAGUUUGAUGCCGCUUCAAAGAUUAAGGUGAUCAAGGAGGUCAGGGCAUUUACCAAUCUUGGUCUAAAGGAGGCUAAAGAUUUGGUGGAGAAGGCACCUGCCAUAUUGAAGCAAGGCGUCACGAAGGAGGAGGCCAACGACAUCAUAGAGAAGAUAAAAGCUGCUGGUGGUGUUGCUGUUAUGGAGUGAAGUAGUCGAACCUUUAGAAGCCUUGUUCAGUGGAACGAUGACUUAAAUCUUUUCGUGUCUAUGUUUUAUGCUCGACGCUCGAGUUCAUUCAUUCUCUAUUGAGCUUUUUAUCUUGUACUAAAAAACUAGGGCAAAUGCUGGUCCAUUACCAUCUGAUAAGAGAAGUUUAGAUGAGUAACCCGAAAACGAAAAGGGUUGUUGGAUGUUAAUUUUGUUUCCAAAUACUUUGAUCAUGUAAUCUUUUCUGUCAACACAUAAUAAACCAACUGUAUCGAGUAUUGGCAAAUACAGUGGUCCUUGGUGCUA